Messenger RNA from Etheostoma cragini (Arkansas darter), 3286 nucleotides. Its product is annotated as sterile alpha motif domain-containing protein 9-like. The transcript is spliced from 2 exons. Gene Ontology annotation, molecular function: protein binding. Gene Ontology annotation, cellular component: cytoplasm. Bases 157 to 2262 code for a protein of 701 amino acids. Lineage: Eukaryota; Metazoa; Chordata; Actinopteri; Perciformes; Percidae. The record is from RefSeq and is a predicted model, not a curated record.
UUUUAUGUGUUUUGCGUCAUCAGGAAUCUGCAAAAAGCCAAACAUCUUGCCAGAAAUUAGGCUACAUCAUAAGAGCUGCUGCAGGUAUUCAAAUACUCCUGGACUACCCUUUUUGAAGCUUAACUAAGAAAAAACAAAACUUUCAUCCUCAUCUUGAUGUCUAAGGGUACCGUCAUGGAGUUGACACCGGAGGAACGUAUUGACAUUGAUGCCAAUUUUCUCUCACAGUAUGUGCAACAAAACCCAAAGUCCACCAUCACAAAACUAUUCUCUUAUUUGGCACUGCUAAAUGCAUACAUUCCUGAGGCCUAUCUUCAGAAAACUGAGUAUCAGAAGAUCCUUGGACCCCCUGAGCCCAUCCAUGGAGGCCCCCCCUUUGAAGAAAGAAUGAAGCCUUUUAUGUGUUUGAUCAACACAUCCAGUCCAAACCCUGAACAAAUAUCUAUGAUUCACACAGUGGUUGCACAGCGUGCUGUGGAGCUACUAGCUGAGGAAGGGAUUUCCAGGAGUCUUAUAAUGAAGAACUUUAUGUUUUCACUUUGUGGAGAUCAGACCCAACCAUAUAUACUCCAGUUCAUCAAAGAUUUGCUGACAAAGAGAGAAUUGGGAGAAAAUGGUAAAGCAAAGUUUUCCAGGUUAAUUAUAGAUAUGCUAGAGAAAGAGAAUUUUGACAAAGCCGUGUAUGUCUUGAACAUUGCAACAGAUAAAUUAAGACAGAACCCCAUUUUUCCCCAAACUGUUUCCCGUCUUUAUUACAUCAAAGGAGGCAACAUUAACUAUAAAAAAGCUGAAAAAUGGGCAGAGGAAGCCAUUAAAAGAGCUCCAAAGAACUCUUAUGUGGCUGACACUCUUGGACAGAUAUACAAGAACCGUUUGUUGAGGGAAGCCAAGGGACUGGAGGACAUCUUGCGCAUGGCAGAAAAGGCCUUCAAAGCCUUUAAAGAUGUGCAGAGGAAAGCUGACAAUGAAGAGGGCCCAGAAAUGAAGGACACAACUGAUACUGAAAGAAUUUCAAAUUCUUUCAACAACAGAGGCCUCUUUGGUUUUCUUCAAGUGGCGAAGAUAGCCUUUGAGAAACUGAAUAAAGGACCAUCUCGUCCUUCAAAGAAACACGGUUUCAUUCAAAAGUUAAAACCGGAAGUGGAAGCCAGGUUUGACUUUUUUGAAUGGUACCUUGCCUACUCCAACCCUAACAAGACGUCCACUGAGCCGGAUUACUUUUGGAAGGACAUUGUAAUUUGUUACGAACUGUACACAACAAAAACUGCAGCUAAAUCCACCAGCUUUCCAGGUCUUUUAGAUCUCCUGAAUCACGGCCUUAUCACAUCAAAAGGACGACGUGCUAGGUUUGAGGAGGCAGAGGAAACAGUGUCUGAAUUAGAGGCAAUCCGAGAUCAUUUGAAAACCAUAUACGAGGCAAAUGUUGACGAUGUCAAAGAAGCUGAGAGGUACAUCCUCUCCAACAUCAUCUUGAGCAACAAGAUGCAUAACUCUUUGCAGCACACUCCAGUGACAGAACUCCAAGCAAUACUUAACAGAUUCUUGGGCACAAAAGUUGGGCAUAGAGGCGCUCAGUUUUACCUUUUGGUUCUGAUGUUGUUUUGGCCUGAGGAAGAGCCUCGGGUGCUGCAAGAAGAGGAUGAUGAAGAAGUGGAACAGGAGGCCACAGAGGACGACGAGUCAGAAGACAAAACCUGGGAGGAUGAGGAAAGCAAUGGGGAUCAAGAAACAAGAGCAGAGCCUGCACAACUAUCCCUUGACCUCAUGUUUGGUCCUGACCUGCAACAGUGUGUCACAUUCAUGGAGAAAGCAUUUGAGAGAGCUAAGUAUGCCAAACACCUUCGAGGCCGGUACCUUUUGCCUCUGUUUUUUCUGGGGACAGGCUCUGGACUGAGCAAAUGGAUUCACAGAUCAAGGUUGGAUGCAAUCGUGGAAAAAAAGGUGGAUGCUGAACUAACUGAUGAUUAUGAUGAAACAAAUAAGAAUAAAUUGAGUCGCAUCAAUGAAAUGUGGAACAAUGGGGAUGUGUGGCAAGUGCCAGAAAUCCAAAACAUGCUUCUCCCAAUCCAAGUGGAGCUAUGCCACUCUCCCACUAUGCCACAUGUGCAUGAAAAGGAGCAAGUGUUUCUUUGUGUUGGAGGGCAGAAAAUAAUGGCUACAAUGGAGGUUGAAGAACCUGAAGCUCCACUGUUGACCCCAGUGCCUUUCUAUCUUGGCUUCACAAUUCGGGGUCCCGUUGUCUUCACAGUGGGAUGUCCUUAACUUACUAACUGCUGCUAAUGGGUUAGGAUGGCUUAAAUGCAGAGAAUACAUGCCUCGCAUGUGUACAUGAACUUGGCAAAAAAUUUAAUAUUAUUCAUAUUAUUACAAAAGCAAUAUCUGUACAAAAUGUUAUAGCAACCCAUUCAAUAGUUAAAACGGUAGGCAAACCGACAGAUCAUCAUUAUAAUAGAGCCACCCUGCCAGCUAAAAAUAACCGCUUUGGGACAGAAAGACAUAUUGAAUCAUGAAAAAUGUAAGGUUUUGUUUAUGGGUGUUGUUACGACUACUGUCACACUUAUUUCUGUGUUUUGUUGUGUGUGUGCAUAUGUCCUGUAUUUAUCUUUUCACAUGCAAAAUAUAGUAAGGGUGGACCGCUAGGUGUGUUAUUUUAGUUUUUCUCCUGCUUAAUUAGUUAGCGAGGUAAGUCAUUGUCAGUCUUUUGGCCAUAUUUUGGUUCUUUAGGUUAGUAUCUUAUUUUCUAGACAGGGUUGUUUUGUUUGUUAUUUUAGUGGUAGGCCACCCUGAAGCCUUAUUUAAGUUACAUAUAUCUGUUUAAUCACGAGGUCUACUUAUUGUCAAAAAAUACGUUUGUGACAUCAUAACAACUAGUUUUGUGGCUACUUGGGAGACGGGGAAGAUGGGGCCUUUUUUGUUCAUGUUACGUCCUAGGCACCCCUAGACUGGGGCGUAACAGGUGUAUAAAAGAAAAUAUAUAAAAUGAACAUUUGACAUAUUUAUGUAACGUAUUAACAUGUUUAACAGUCCCUCUAAGGAAGAAAAAACAAAGUGAAAAGCAUAAUUUUUUUUUAAAUAUACUUUUUCAAAUCAAACUUGAAAUGCAUUAUAUUGGUUUGCAUUAGACUUUGACAAUUUUAUGUUAUCAGUUAUUGCUUGUAUUCCUUUUUUAAUAUGCAUGUGUAUAUAAACUUGAAUCAAUGUUUUGACAAACAGGAACAUGUUUUAAAAAAGGUAAUUUGAAAUAAUGUAUGUAUUUGCUUUGGGAAUAAAAUUAAACUUGCAAUGG